AGGAUGGACGUGUUCAUGAAGGGCCUGUCCAUGGCCAAGGAGGGCGUUGUGGCUGCCGCUGAGAAAACCAAGCAGGGGGUCACCGAGGCUGCGGAGAAGACCAAGGAGGGCGUCCUCUACGUCGGAAGCAAGACCCGAGAGGGGGUAGUACAAGGUGUGGCCUCAGUGGCUGAGAAAACCAAGGAGCAGGCAUCACAUCUGGGAGGAGCCGUGUUCUCUGGGGCAGGGAACAUCGCAGCAGCCACGGGCCUGGUGAAGAAGGAGGAGUUCCCUACGGACCUGAAGCCAGAGGAAGUGGCCCAGGAAGCUGCUGAGGAGCCACUAAUUGAGCCCUUGAUGGAGCCAGAAGGGGAAAGUUAUGAGGAAUCACCCCAGGAGGAGUAUCAGGAAUAUGAGCCAGAGGCGUAAGGGACCAGGACGGCCCCCACCAGCAGCACAAUUCCUUCCCAGCCCCUGCCCCACCCUCCCAGAGCCAGGGCUGUCCUUCUACCCUUUCCCCAAAACACGAGAUCUUCCGUCUCCAAGGCGCCCCUUGGAGCCUGUUGUCAGUGUCUUUCCGUCUGUCUAUUCUACCUGCCCGCGUCCAACCCUGGGGCAUGGACUGGGCCGGGGCUUCCGCCACGGCUAGGAGCCUUGACCACCAGUGCAGCCCCUCUUGGUCCCACCUGUCCAGUGUCCGUGCGGAUGUAGCAUGUUCUAUGUAUUUUUAAACGAAGAUAGAAAAGUGACAGCUCCUCCAACACCCCGACAGAGGCUCUCCAAGGGGCCCCCGGGCAGCCCCAGAGCACCCCACCACACUCCCCACAUCGACCCCAAGAAUAUUUUUUUUUAAACCAAAACCAGGAGCCAGGCUGUGCCACGCCCCUUCCCUCAGCCGGCCCUGUCCGAGCGCGGGCAUCGUGUGUUGUGAUUGUGGCAUGGAGAGCCCCCUACCCCAUCCCGUGUGAGCGUGUUCCGGGCGGGCGGGCCCGGCCGUCCCACCCGCGUGUGUCCAUGAAUAAAGCCAAUCUGUCUGUA
Messenger RNA from Cavia porcellus (domestic guinea pig), 1017 nucleotides. RefSeq names its product synuclein beta (gene Sncb). Bases 4 to 408 code for a protein of 134 amino acids. Gene Ontology annotation, biological process: synapse organization; chemical synaptic transmission; synaptic vesicle endocytosis. Gene Ontology annotation, molecular function: cuprous ion binding. NCBI's taxonomy places the organism in Eukaryota, Metazoa, Chordata, Mammalia, Rodentia, Caviidae. The record is from RefSeq and is a predicted model, not a curated record. The transcript has 5 exons. Gene Ontology annotation, cellular component: axon terminus; cytoplasm; neuronal cell body.